UUUUGGGUGAACGAGACAAACGGAGCGAUGCGCGUUUACCACUUGAAUCUAUUAGUGCUAAGUGCGGGCCUUUUGGUCCUACUGGCGAAAUCGGGGACCACGGCCCCCCAGGCGGAUGUGGAUGUACAGCAACUGACUCUGGCGGAUGUAAAUCGGGCCGAGGAGCAGCAGGAGAUGCCGGCAGUUCGCCUGGCCAGGCAAUUUGGAGGCGGUCGAGGAGGAUUUGGCAGAGGCGGCGGUGGAUUCGGCCGGAGGGGAGGCAGAGGAUUUUGCUGCGGCGGCGGCGGUGGGUUCCGGAGACCCGGUGGAUUUGGAAGAGGUGGAUACGGGGGUUUCGGAGGAGGAUUCCCGCCACCACCUCCACCGUCCUUCUUCGGAGGCCCCUUCUACGGCUAGGUGUUAUUAAUUUAAUGUGCAUACAUGUGAUACGAUCAGAGCAGGAUUAGCUGCUAAUAAAUCAACACGAGCUGCUGCUCUAAUUACCCGACCAAGUGCUGAACCAGUUUUUUAUGUGGCCCGUACUCUCUUUAAAUUUUCAUCACAAGUACUUAGCCAUCUUUAUAGGGGCUCUUGGCGGAAGCUAAUGCGAAAUACAGGGCUGCAGUAUUAAUGUUUGUCAUCAGCUUUUAGGAAAGAACUCAAUUUUUAGUGAAAAUAAAAAUAUUUCUAAGUUAUGGUCAUCCCUUAUGAAUUUUAAGUAUUUUAAAAGUUAAGCAACAUAAGCUUAGUUACAUUUAAUUGGUAUGAUGUAUGCAACUUAAAAUCAAUUAAAAUUUUACUUCAGUUUGUGGAUUUGAGUUUUAAUUUGUAUAUGCAGGGAUUUUCUUUAAAUAUAAAAAUAUUAUAAAAUAUAAGUUCUAU
Drosophila subpulchrella is the source of this 861-nucleotide messenger RNA. RefSeq names its product glycine-rich RNA-binding protein 2. The record is from RefSeq and is a predicted model, not a curated record. The transcript has a single exon. NCBI's taxonomy places the organism in Eukaryota, Metazoa, Arthropoda, Insecta, Diptera, Drosophilidae. Bases 28 to 396 code for a protein of 122 amino acids.